Orbicella faveolata is the source of this 1044-nucleotide messenger RNA. RefSeq names its product galanin receptor type 1-like. Gene Ontology annotation, biological process: G protein-coupled receptor signaling pathway. Gene Ontology annotation, molecular function: G protein-coupled receptor activity. Gene Ontology annotation, cellular component: membrane. Lineage: Eukaryota; Metazoa; Cnidaria; Anthozoa; Scleractinia; Merulinidae. The record is from RefSeq and is a predicted model, not a curated record.
AUGGUCAUGGCUGGGAGAAUGGAGUCAUCUCUUGUCGAUAUUCUAAAACUAGGUCUCGAGGUGUUAAUCGCUAUGUUUGGUGUAGCCGGCAACGUGUUGGUAGCAAUUGUCAUAAGCGGACUGGGAAAGAGAAAAUCAACAACUGAUCUCUUUCUGCUGAACUUAGCCGUUGCAGACCUUGGCAUUCUGUUACUAUCCUUCCCGCUCAUUACUAUCAGGGAAAAAGCACCCCGGAACUGGCCACUUGGAGAAUUUGUCUGCCUUUAUCUGUACCCCGUUCCCGACGUAUUCCACGGCGCUUCCGUGUGGUGUAUCGCAAUGGUCGCUGUCCUUCGAUAUUACGAAGUAGUCCUCCUGCGAAAACCAAUAACAAACAAAAAUAAUACUCCUAAAAAAGCUGCCAAGUUUGUCGCUGUAUGCGUUUGGCUGACAUCGUUUUUAUUGUUUUGUUUACCGUUGUACCUUGUCGUUGAAUAUAAAGAAGAAACAGCGGGAGAGAAAUGGUGUGGUCCCGCUUGGCCCUCGUGGAUGGCGGCCCAAGUUUACACUGUGUUCCUGACUAUUUUAUCUUAUAUCCUGCCUCUUAUUGUCAUAUCUUGGACUUUUGUCGCUGUAUCACGUACAUUGAAUCACAGCAGUCGCUUCCUCAAAGACAUGAAACGGGAUCAAGAUGGUGUGGAGAGUAACGAACAAAAUUCUUUAAGUAAACUCAAAACUGGUCGUCUUCGUCAAAAUAAACGCGCUAAACGUAUUCUUACACCAGUCGUUCUGGUAUGCGCAAUUACACUGCUCCCUUUGACUAUUCUUCGUUUAACUGUCGUAGUUUGGCCAGCGGUCGCGGAUCAGGAAUAUUAUGAAGAAUACCUUUUGUAUAUAGUAACCGUAUUUGUUAUGCUUAACUCUUCUGUUAAUCCUGUCAUUUACUCCAUAGCCAGCAAGAAAUUCCGCAGGAGCGUUUCCAAUUUACGUUGUGCGGAAGGUCGUCGAGAAAGAUAUUUCCAAAGAUUUUCCAACCUUCGGCAACAGGUCCUUCUUGGGACAUGA